Molecule: messenger RNA, 4422 nt
Organism: Trifolium pratense (red clover)
Lineage: Eukaryota; Viridiplantae; Streptophyta; Magnoliopsida; Fabales; Fabaceae
Product: disease resistance protein RPV1
Exons: 5
Coding region: 160-4371 (1403 amino acids)
Biological process (GO): defense response; signal transduction
Molecular function (GO): ADP binding
Source: RefSeq, a predicted model, not a curated record
ACUACUAAACUAUGCAUUGCGUGUAAAGAAACUAACUCGAGUUGAGUUAGUCAACGAAUAAAAUACAGUAUCAAAGUAAAGUUAACGUUAGUACUAAAUAAAUAUCUUCCUAUAUUUCUAUUACCAAACACCAAAUUAAAACAAAAACGAACGUCGACGAUGAUGAUGUCUUCAUCAGGUGGUGGUGCAUUCAGGCUUCGUUGGGAUGUGUUUUUAAGUUUCAGAGGAGAAGAUACACGUCACUGUUUCACAAAAAAACUGUACGAAUCUCUUCACCGUGAAGGAAUUCGUGCUUUCAUGGACGACGAGGGUUUGGAUCGUGGUGAUCACAUACAAACAAGUUUGCUUCAAGCCAUUGAUGACUCUGCUGCUUCCAUUGUUAUUAUUUCUCCUAACUAUGCUGAUUCUCAUUGGUGUCUUGAUGAACUCGCCAGGAUUUGUGAUUCUGGGAGGCUUGUUAUUCCUGUUUUCUAUAAGGUUGAUCCUUCUCAUGUUAGGAAACAGUUGGGUCCUUUUAAAAAUGGUUUUGAUUAUCUUGAAGACAGAUUUCAAGAUCAGAAAGAUAAGGUUUUCAAGUGGAGAGAUUCUAUGCUUAAACUUGGUGGAUUUGCUGGCUUCGUUGUAAAAACUACUAAUAGUGAUGAUGGCGAACAUAAGAAUCUGAUACGGCGAUUGGUACAAAGGGUUUUGAAGGAGUUAAGUAAUACUCCAAUGGUUGUGUCUGAGUUUGCAGUGGGGAUCAACAAACGUGUUGACAAGGUGAUGGAUUUAUUACAAGUUCGAUCCAACGGUGUCAAGGUUUUGGGGUUGUAUGGGAUGGGUGGUGUUGGUAAGACAACCCUAGCCAAGGCUCUUUUCAAUAGUCUCGUUGGUCGUUUCGAGCGUAGAUGCUUCAUUUCCAAUGUGAGACAAUUUUCUUCUAAAGAAGAUGGUUUGGUUUCUCUUCAAAGCAAUGUCAUUAAAGAUCUUUCUUCUGAAGAAGGUGCUCGGAGUUUUACCGGUGAUGUCAAUGCUGGUAUAUCUGUUAUCAAAAGAAUAGUUCGUGAAAAUCGAGUUCUGCUAGUGUUGGAUGAUGUUGAUAAUGUAAAUCAGCUUGAUGCUUUGAUUGGUAAAAGGGAGUGGUUUUAUGAAGGAAGCUGCAUAAUAAUUACAGCAAGGGAUACAACUGUUUUGCCUGAAAAACAUGUCAAUAAGUUGUAUGAAGUUACAGAAUUGGAUACCGAAGAAGCUCUGGAGUUAUUCAGUCACCAUGCACUAAGGAAAAAGGAACCUCCACAAAAUUUUUUGGAUUUUUCAAAUAAAAUUGUGUCUCUUACAGGAAGAAUGCCAUUGGCUUUGGAAGUUUUUGGUUGCUUGCUGUUUGGUAAGAGGAAGGUGGAGGAAUGGGAGGAUGCUGUUGAGAAGCUGAAAACAAUUCGGCCUGGGAGUCUUCAUGAUGUGUUGAAGAUAAGUUAUGAUGGGUUGGAUGAACAAGAAAAGUGUAUAUUCCUUGAUAUUGCUUGUUUCUUUGUUCAAAUGGGAACGAAGCGCGAUGAUGUGAUUGAUAUAUUUAGAGGUUGUGGUUUUAGUGGAGAGAUAGCUAUGACAACCCUUGUAGAGAAAUGCUUAAUCAAAAUAAGACAGGACGACAAUACUUUGUGGAUGCAUGAUCAGAUUAGAGAUAUGGGAAGACAGAUUGUUCUUAAUGAAAACCAUGUCGAUCCUGGGAUGCGUAGUAGAUUGUGGGAUCGUGCUGAAAUCAUGUCUGUUUUGAAGAGUAAGAAGGGAACAAGAUGCGUACAAGGAAUUGUACUGGACUUUAAGGAAGGACCGAGUUAUCCUCAUCAACAUCAAGCAGAGAAAUAUAACAAAGUUAUACUUGAUACAAAAUCCUUUGAACCAAUGGUUAGCUUGAGAUUGCUUCAGAUCAAUAAUUUGAGUUUGGAAGGCAAGUUUCUUCCAGAUGAACUGAAGUGGCUUCAAUGGCGAGGAUGUCCUUUAGAAGGCAUACCUUUGGAUACUUUGCCACGUGAACUGGCUGUCCUCGAUCUCUCAAAUGGCUGGAAAAUUAAAAGCUUGCCGGGAUUGGAAAGACACAAGGUACCAGAGAACCUAAUGGUUAUGAACCUCUCCGACUGCUACCAACUUGCAGCAAUCCCUGAUUUAUCUUGGUGUCUCAGGCUAGAGAAAAUUAAUUUGGAGAGCUGCAUUAAUCUAAAAAGGAUUCAUGAAUCAAUUGGCAGUUUAACUACCUUGCGUAAUUUGAAUUUGACGCGUUGUGAAAAGCUUAUUGAACUUCCUAGCGAUGUCUCUGGACUGAAACAUUUGGAGAGCCUCCUUCUUUCUAGGUGCUACAAGUUGAAAGCAUUACCAGAAAACAUAGGCAUUCUUAAAUCUCUGAAAACACUUUUUGCGGAUGACACUGCUAUAGUAGAGUUGCCAGAGUCCACUUUCCGCCUGACCAAACUCGAACGACUUGUUUUGAAUCGUUGCUCGUAUUUGAUAAGACUACCAAACGACAUUGGAAAACUAUGUUCUUUGCAAGAAUUAUCUCUUAAUGAAUCAGGUUUACAAGAAUUACCCAACACUGUUGGAUCCUUGAAAAAUCUUGAGAAAUUAAGUUUGAUUUUGUGUAAAUCUCUCACUCGAAUGCCUGAUUCUAUAGGAAAUCUUGAAUCGUUGACAGAACUUUUGGCUUACAACAGUGGAAUUAAAGAACUUCCUUCCACCAUUGGUUCUUUAUCCUAUCUGAGGACGUUAUCGGUCGGAAAGUGUGAACUUCUCAGUAAAUUGCCCUACUCAUUUAAAACUAUGGCCUCAAUUACUGAACUUGAUUUAGAUGGAACCUCUAUCAGAUAUCUUCCAGAUGAAAUUGGAGAAAUGAAACAACUGAGGAAACUUGAGAUUGGGAAUUGUAGUAAUCUUGAAUCAUUACCAGAAUCCAUUGGCCACCUAGCAUCUCUUACUACAUUGAACAUAAUCAAUGGAAAUAUAAGAGAAUUGCCAGCGUCGAUUGGAUUACUAGACAAUCUUGUUAACUUAACAUUGAACAAAUGUAGAAUGCUUAAACAGCUUCCAGCUUCUAUAGGAAACUUGAAAUCUCUUUGUCACUUAAAGAUGGAGGAAACAGCUAUGAAAGACUUGCCUGAAAGUUUCGGUAUGCUCUCAAGCUUGAGAACACUGAGAAUGGCAAAGAGGCCUCAUUUAGUUCCCAUAUCAGUGGAGAACACUGGCUCUUUUGUGCUACCAUCUUCUUUUUGUAAUCUGACCUUGCUAUAUGAGUUGGAUGCUCGUGCCUGGAGACUAUCUGGGAAAGUUCCAGAUGAUUUUGAGAAGCUAUCCUUAUUAGAGACUUUAAAUUUGGGCCAAAACAAUUUUCACAGCCUUCCUUCCAGUUUGGAAGGUCUUUCUUUUCUCAAGAAGCUCUCACUGCCAAAUUGCACAGAGCUGAUUUCUCUCCCUUCACUUCCUUCAAGCUUAAUCGAGCUAAACGCUGAUAAUUGUUAUGCCUUAGAAACUAUACAUGACAUGUCAAAUUUAGAGAGUUUGGAGGAGCUGAAACUCACAAAUUGUGACAAAGUGGUAGAUAUUCCAGGUCUUGAAUGCUUGAAGUCCUUGAAAAGAUUGUACUUGAGUGGUUGCAAUGCAUGCUCCUCUAAAGUAUGCAAAAGACUUUCAAAGGUUGCACUGAGAAAUUUUCAGAACUUGAGCAUGCCAGGAACCAAGUUACCUGAAUGGUUUUCAGCAGGAACUGUAAGCUUUUCGAAGCGCAAAAAUCUCGAUUUAACAAGUGUAGUUGUAGGUGCUAUUGUUUCAAUUAACCACAACAUUGACAUGCCUAUAAAGAGAGAAGAAAUGCCUUGUAUCAUUGAUGUUGAAGCAAAUGUUUUCAAACUCGGGAAACGAAUAUUUAAUAGAACUUUAAACAUACAUGGGAUGCCAAGGACAAAUGUAGAUCACAUACACUUGUGUAGGUUCCAGAAUUACGAUCAACUGGUAGCCUUUUUAAAAGAUGCCGAUACAUUUUGUGUGACCACGAGAAGUCCUCCUUUUGAUAAAGGAUUGAAGUUGAAGAAAUGCGGAGUUCAUUUAAUCUUUGAAGGGGAUGAUGAUUAUGAGGGAGAAGAAGAAUCGUUAGACAUACGCCUACAAUCUGUCUCGGAAAGGCUGACCAGGUUUUUUAACACUUGUGAUGAAGGUGUUGAUGAUACUGAGAGUGAAGAUGAUCGGUGUCAACAUGAAUUGGAGCAAGAAAAAGAAGAGACUGGAACUAGAUUACUUGGUUUAAAUUUUAAAGGUAGUUCCAUUAUUUCCUUCCUGCUUAGUCUAUUCUUUGUGCUGUUGGGUUGGUUUUGGUUUAAGUUUAUGUCUAGUGCUGUAAAAAGAGAUUGACUUGUACAAGCACCAAAAUAGCUUUGAUUAAAACAACAUUCCCCUUGAUAA